GGUAAAGUUGCAAUUACUUUUCGCGAGGUGCGGUUGGGGAUUCUCACGUUGAUGGUUGCAAGGGGAGUAGUUCGUGUUCCUAGAGAGUGAAACUGUUCUAGGGAAGGAAAGUGUUGGAGUAACCAAAUUAGAUUUCAUAAAGGCGCAAACAAGAGAGGGAAGUUUUGAAACACAGAACGGGUCUGCCUUUUUCUCUUGGAUAGGAGAGCGGACUUAAGUUUUCAUCAUGCCGGUUUUUCACACAAAGACGAUAGAAAGUAUCCUAGAGCCGGUGGCUCAGCAGAUAUCCCACCUGGUGAUAAUGCACGAAGAAGGUGAAGUGGACGGGAAAGCUAUCCCGGAUCUCACCGGACCCGUGGCUGCAGUGCAGGCGGCUGUCAGCAACCUGGUCCGGGUGGGGAAAGACACUGUCCAGACUACGGAGGACCAGAUAAUGAAGAGAGAUAUGCCUCCAGCUUUCAUCAAGGUGGAGACUGCAUGCACCAAGCUGGUGCAGGCAGCAUCUAUGUUGAAAGCAGACCCUUACUCCGUCCCCGCUCGAGAUUACCUCAUCGACGGCUCCCGGGGCAUCCUCUCUGGCACAUCGGACCUGCUGCUGACCUUCGACGAGGCUGAGGUUCGUAAAAUCAUUCGCGUCUGCAAAGGUAUCCUGGAGUACCUAACCGUAGCAGAGGUGGUGGAAUCUAUGGAGGACCUGAUCACAUACACAAAGAACCUGGGUCCAGGGAUGACAAAGAUGGCAAAGAUGAUUGACGAGCGACAGCAGGAGCUGACCCACCAGGAACACCGUGUGAUGCUGGUCAACUCCAUGAACACAGUCAAAGAGCUGCUGCCUGUACUCAUCUCAGGUAUCAAGAUCUUUGUGACGACCAAGACGUCCGGCAGCCAGGGAGUAGAGGAGUCUUUGAAGAACAGAAACUUCACCUUCGAGAAGAUGAGCGCUGAGAUCAACGAGAUCAUUAGGGUGCUGCAGCUCACUUCCUGGGACGAAGACUCCUGGGCCAAUAAGGAUACAGAGGCCAUGAAGAGAGCUCUGGCACUCAUCGACUCUAAGAUGACCCAGGCCAAGAGCUGGCUGAGGGAUCCCAAUGCCCAACAAGGGGAUGCAGGAGAACAGGCCAUCCGUCAGAUCCUGGAUGAGGCUGGGAAGGUGGGAGAGCUGUGUGCUGGGAAGGAGCGGAGGGAUAUCCUGGGCACUGCCAAAACUCUGGGCCAGAUCACUGACCUGGUGUCUGAGAUGAGGGCCAGGGGUCAGGGAGCAUCUCCUGCAGCCAUGCAGAAGGCCCAACAGGUCUCCCAGGGCCUGGACAUUCUCACGGGAAAGGUGGAGAACGCAGCCCGGAAAUUGGAGGCCAUGACCAACUCCAAACAGGUCAUCGCCAAGAAGAUCGAUGCUGCUCAGAACUGGCUCGCAGACCCCAACGGUGGUCCUGAGGGAGAGGAGAACAUCCGAGCCAUCCUGACUGAGGCCAAGAAGAUCGCUGACAUGUGUGAAGACCCCAAGGAGAGAGAUGACAUCCUGAGGUCCAUCGGAGAGAUGGCUGCUCUCACCGCCAAGCUCUCUGAGCUCCGGAGACAGGGUAGAGGAGAUACUCCGGAGGCCAGGGCAUUGGCCAAACAGAUAGCCACGGCUCUGCAGAACCUGCAGUCGAAGACCACCAAGGCUGUAGCCAACAGCAGGCCUGCUAAGGCAGCAGUCCACCUGGAAGGGAAGAUAGAACAGGCCCAGAGCUGGAUGGAGAACCCUACCAUUGAUGACGGUGGAGUGGGCCAGGCAGCUAUCCGGGGUCUGGUGGCGGAGGGUCGUCGUCUGGCUAACGCCCUGCCAGGUCCCUAUAGACAGGAGCUGCUGGGGAAGUGUGAGCAGGUAGAACAGUUGAUGGCCCAGCUAGCCAACCUGGCCGCCAGGGGCGAGGGAGAGUCGCCACAAGCACGUGCCGUGGCUCAGCAGCUCCAGGAGACCCUGAAGGACCUCAAAGAAAAGAUGCAGGAAGCUAUGACUCACGAAGUGUCGGACAUCUUCAGCGACACGACCACUCCCAUCAAACUACUCGCUGUGGCCUCCACCGCCCCGUCCGAUGCCCCUAACAGGGACGAGGUGUUUGACGAGAGGGCGGCCAACUUUGAGAACCAUGCCAACAAGCUGGGUGCCACGGCAGAAAAGGCUGCCGCUGUAGGAACAGCUAACAAGACCACUGUGGAGGGGAUCCAAGCUGCCGUCAAGUCUACAAGGGACCUGACACCACAGGUGGUCUCUGCAGCCCGUAUCCUGCUGAGAAACCCAGGCAACCAGGCUGCAUACGAGCACUUUGAGACCAUGAAGAACCAGUGGAUUGACAACGUGGAGAAAAUGACAGGUUUGGUGGACGAGGCCAUAGACACCAAGUCUCUGUUGAAUGCCUCUGAGGAGGCCAUUAAGAAAGACCUGGAUAAGUGUCGUGUGGCCAUGGCUAACCACCAGCCCCAGAUGUUAGUGGCAGGGGCAACUAGCAUCGCCCGGCGGGCCAACCGGAUCCUCCUGGUGGCGAAACGGGAGGUGGAGAACUCUGAGGAUCCUAAGUUCAGGGAGAUAGUGAAGGCUGCAUCUGAUGAGCUCAGCCGGACCAUCUCUCCCAUGGUGAUGGACGCCAAGGCUGUGGCUGGGAACAUCACAGAUCCAAGUCUGCAGAAGGGCUUCCUGGACUCAGGCUAUCGAAUCCUGGGUGCCGUUGCCAUUGUGAGAGAUGCCUUCCAGCCACAGGAGCCAGACUUCCCACCACCACCACCUCCUGAUCUGCAUCAGCUGCACGUCAGCGACGAGCCCGCCCCACCCAAACCCCCUCUCCCCGAGGGUGAGGUUCCUCCCCCCACCCCUCCCCCAGAGGAGAAGGACGAGGACUUCCCAGAGCAGGUAUUGGGAGAGAUGGUGAGCGAGCCCAUGAUGAUGGCCGCCAGGCAGCUCCACGAGGAGGCCCGCAAGUGGUCUAGCAAGGGUAACGAUAUCAUCGGUGCAGCCAAGAGAAUGGCCCUGCUCAUGGCUGAGAUGUCCCGUCUGGUGCGCGGUGGCAGUGGGAACAAGCGUGCCCUCAUCCAGUGUGCCAAAGACAUCGCCAAGGCCUCAGAUGAGGUCACAAGACUGGCCAAGGAGGUGGCCAAGCAGUGCACAGACAAACGCAUCCGGACUAACCUGCUCCAGGUGUGUGAGCGGAUCCCCACCAUUAGCACACAGCUCAAGAUCCUCUCCACAGUCAAGGCCACCAUGUUGGGUCGUACCAACAUCAGUGAAGAGGAGUCAGAGCAGGCCACAGAGAUGUUGGUUCACAAUGCCCAGAACCUGAUGCAGUCUGUGAAGGAGACGGUAAGAGAGGCUGAGGCUGCCUCCAUCAAGAUCCGGACAGAUGCAGGCUUCACUCUCCACUGGAUCCGUAAGACACCCUGGUACCAAUAAGAAGAUACAGGCCAACUGUCCGUUCAACUACGUCCCAAAUGGCACUCUAUUCCCUAUGUAGGGCAUUACUUUUGACUUGGGCUCAUGUCUGGUUAAAAGUAGUGUACUAAAUAGGGAAUACAGUAGGUUGUCAUUUGGGACACGUAUUAUUCUGUUCCUCUGCUCAAGGCUCAGCUUGUUAAGAGGAAAAAAACACCCAGACCCUUUGAGCAAUAGAUUUGAUGGACACAUACAUACAUACUAAGCUACAAUGAAUGAAAACUCUGCCUGGUUGGGGUAAAAAUAGUGAGUUAAUACUGAAUACACUAUUUAUCAGUCAAUGUCAAUCCCAUACCUGCCUGUAAACAGUGUUUUUAGACUUCCUAGGUGUGUGUGUGUGUGUGUGUGUGUGUUAGAGGUUUGCUUUUCUUAUCCAGUAAGAUUAAAGGAGUACUAUUAUCAGUCUCAUUUAAACAUACAGUAGCCCCAAAUCUAAGUAAAAAUUUGAACAUUAUUAAGAUUUGUCUUGGAAGAUGUUUGUAUAUCUUUAUACUGGUUCUUUAUUUCACUAUCUGCAUUGUGCAGUCGUUCACUGUUGCUAGGACAAAGCACAUCCAACUCAAUGGGAGUUGGUUCGAGCAUAUCGUUAUGCUGAGCUCUACACGCAAAUAUAUAUGAUUCAGUGGUUAUUAUGUCUGUUUACACUAUGUUCUAGAAACGGAAAAAUAAACACUAUUCCCUUUUCCAUAUUUGUAUUACAGUUGAAGUCGUAACUUUACAUACACUUAGGUUGGAGACAUUAAAACUUGUUUUUUAACCACUCUACAAAUUUCUUGUUAACGAACUAUAGUUUUGGCAAGUCGGUUAGGACAUCUACUUUGUGCAUGAUACAAGUCAUUUUUCCAACAAUUGUUUACAGACAGAUUAUUUCACUUAUAAGUCACUGUAUCACAAUUCCAGUGGGUCAGAAGUUUACAUACAGUGAGUUGACUGCGCCUUUUAAACAGCUUGGCAAAUUCCAGAAAAUUAUGUCAUGGCAUUAGAAGCUUCUGAUAGGCUAAUUGACAUCCAUUUGAGUCAAUUGGAGGUGGACCUGUGGAUGUAUUUCAAGGCCUACCUUCAAACUCAGUGCCUCUUUGCUUGACAUCAUGAGAAAAUCAGCCAAGACCUCAGAAAAUAAAUUGUACACAUCCACAAGUCUGGUUCAUCCUUGGGAGCAAUUUCCAAAUGCCUGAAGGUACCACGUUCAUCUGUACAAACAAUAGUAUGCAAGUAUAAACACCAUGGGACCAUGCAGCCGUCAUAACGCUCAGGAAGGAGACUCGUUCUGUCUCCUAGAGAUUAACGUACUUUGGUGCGAAAAGUGCAAAUCAAUCCCAGAACAGCAGCAAAGGACCUUGUGAAGAUGCUGGAGGAAACCGGUACAAUAGUAUCUAUAUCCACAGUAAAACGAGUCCUAUAUCGAUAUAAACUGAAAGGCCGCUCAACAAGGAAGAAGCCACUGCUCCAAAACCGCCAUAAAAAAGCCAGACUACGGUUUUCAUCUGCACAUUGGGACAAAGAUCGUACUUUUUGGAGAGUUGUCCUCUGGUCUGAUGAAACAAAAAUAGAACUGUUUGGCCAUAAUGACCAUUGUUAUGUUUGGAGGAAAAAGGGGGAGGCUUGCAAGCCGAAGAACAUCAUCCCAACCGUGAAGCACAGGGGUGGCAGCAUCAUGUUGUGGAAGUGCUUUGCUGCAGGAGGGACUGGUGCACUUCACAAAAUAGAUGGCAUCAUGAGGAAGGACAAUUAUGUGGAUAUAUUGAAGCAAAUUCUCAAGACAUAAAUCAGGAAGUGAAAGCUUGGUUGCAAAUGGGACUUCCAAAUGGACAAUGACCCCAAGCAUACUUCCAAAGUUGUGGCAAAAUGGCUUAAGGACAACAAAGUCAAGAUAUUGGAGUGGCCAUCACAAAGCCCUGACCUCAAUCCAAUAGAAGAUGUGUGGGCAGAACUGAAAAAUCGUAUGCGAGCAAGGAGGCCUACAAACCUGACUCAGUUACACCAGCUCUGUUAGGGGAAAUGGGCCAAAAUUCACCCAACUUCUUGUGGGAAGCUUGUGGAAGGCUACCCAAGUUUAACAAUUGAAAGGCAAUGCUACCAAUUAGUAAUUGGGUGUAUGUAAACUUCUGACCCACUGGGAAUGUGAUGAAAGAAAUAAAAGCUGAAAUAAAUAAUUCUCUCUACCAUUAUUCUGACAUUUCACAUUCUUAAAAUAAAGUGGUGUUCCUAACUGACCUAAGACAGUGAAUUUUUACUAGGAUAAAAUGUCAGGAAUUGUGAGACUGAGUUUAAAUGUAUUUGUCUACGGUGUAUGUAAACUUCUAACUUCAACUGUAGAUAGUGAGUUGGUUUUUGUAGCAAUGUUUUUUUUUUUUUUAAGUAUUGUCAAGACUGUCAGAGUUUUUUCUAGCCUGGUUCCCAAAUCUGUUUGUGCUCUUUGCACCGGAGUUGGUGUGAUAGCACUAAACAGACUAGCACUCAGGCUAAGUUUGUUCCACCAAUUUUUUAAAUAUAUUUUUUUAUGUUUUGAGGUUUAUUAUAUCUGCGCUGUUGGAAAACACAAGGGCUCGAUCUUCAGACACAUUGCAUAGAGAAUGUCUUAUUAACUUAUAAUGUUUACAACCAUUUAGCGUACAAAAGAGUUGACGAUUGAAAAUAAAUAUCCAUUAAGAUGACAUGUAUUCAACUAUGUCAGUUUCUGGACCAUGUUGCAUUGAGAUUACAUGUAGACCUUAGGUCUCCCUCUGGUCUGGCCCUCUAUACUUUGUACUUCUCAGAGAAACUAUAGCAAGCCAGUCUCCGUGUUUUAGCCUGACUAGAGGCCAACUGUACUGUAAUGUUUAAACUGUGUCUUGACAUAACGUGGUGUGCGCUGCACAGCCAAUUUUGUGAAACAUUAAUGAAUGAUCAGUCAAAUACUUUGAAGAUUAGGUCUGGGUAUGGGGGAUAAAGACGGUGUGGACAGUUUGUGGGCUAACUUCUGAUUACUCUAUUAAGCCGAGUACUUGACUAAGCUGACACUAUGUCCAGGUAGUCUCUCUUCCGUGAGACUACCAGUGUGUUUAAGUUCAAUGCAUCACAGGAAACUGGUGUUGAAAUAUCAGCCUUCUCUUCCUCUUAUAUCUUCAAACUACACUAAACUAACCCUUACAGUUGCUAACACAGCGGGUACAAACGGUUGGAUGUUUUUAAAUGAUUUUUUUGUGUGUGUCUGAAUAAGACCAGCGCAGUUUGAAUGUGUAGAUGAAGUUACUGAGACCCUACAAAACCAUCUGAAGUGCCUUGUAAUAAAAAAUACUAAUUGCAAUAAAAAACAAUUCAUUUACAGGAAAUUAAGUUUUGUAUCUACUUUGUAGUAAGCGCUACUCAAGGCAUUAUACUUCUGUUCAGACACAUUUUUGUGAUAUUUAUAAGAUGCGUACAAAGUGAGAUAUGAUAUUAGAGUCAAGUACUGCUUUUUGGUAUUGUUCACAUUAUUUUGUAAUAAAACAUUUAAGACUCUCAA
Oncorhynchus nerka (sockeye salmon) is the source of this 6950-nucleotide messenger RNA. RefSeq names its product vinculin. Lineage: Eukaryota; Metazoa; Chordata; Actinopteri; Salmoniformes; Salmonidae. Gene Ontology annotation, molecular function: alpha-catenin binding; actin filament binding; beta-catenin binding. Gene Ontology annotation, biological process: cell adhesion. Gene Ontology annotation, cellular component: focal adhesion; actin cytoskeleton; adherens junction. The record is from RefSeq and is a predicted model, not a curated record.